Messenger RNA from Callorhinchus milii (elephant shark), 987 nucleotides. RefSeq names its product zinc phosphodiesterase ELAC protein 2-like. The record is from RefSeq and is a predicted model, not a curated record. Gene Ontology annotation, cellular component: mitochondrion. NCBI's taxonomy places the organism in Eukaryota, Metazoa, Chordata, Chondrichthyes, Chimaeriformes, Callorhinchidae. The transcript has 13 exons. Gene Ontology annotation, molecular function: 3'-tRNA processing endoribonuclease activity. Gene Ontology annotation, biological process: mitochondrial tRNA 3'-end processing. Bases 1 to 987 code for a protein of 328 amino acids.
AUGCGCUGGUAUCUGUUUAACUGUGGUGAGGGGACCCAGCGCUUGAUGCAGGAACAUAAGUUGAAGGUCGCUCGGCUCGACAACAUCUUCCUGACGCGGAUGAGCUGGCAGAACGUGGGGGGGUUGUCGGGGAUGAUCCUGACCCUGAAGGACACCGGAGUCCCCAAAUGUGUCUUCUCUGGACCUCCACAGUUUGACAAAUACCUCGCUGCCAUCAAAUCGUUCUCAGGAUCACUGCAAGGGAUUGAAUUGGCUGUUCGCCCUUACACCGAGCCAGAAUACACAGACGAUACUAUGACAGUCUAUCAGGUGCCCAUAUUUGCGACAAUAAAGAUUAAGGACUCUGGUCGAAGGUCCCCUGGUAUAGAUGGGUUGCCGGUCUCAGCUGGUUCACACCCGAAUCGCUCACCAAAAAUUGAUGGGGAUAACCUUGAGGAUCUCCCGAAAGAGAAUUUGAAAGCAAAGCCAGAGAGAAGCCGAAAAAUAUCAUCAUCUAAGGAUUCCUCUUUGGUGAUAGCGUAUGUCUGUAAGGUUCAUCCGAAGAAAGGAAACUUCCUGGUUCUGAAGGCUAAGGAACUCGGUUUGCCUGUAGGCACCUCAGCCAUAGGCCCAAUUGUUGCAGCUUUGAAAGGUGGAAAGAGUGUAACAUAUGAAGGGAAGGAGAUUCGCCCUGAAGAUGUGUGCACGCCUUCUGACCCAGGUCCUACCUUCCUUGUGUUGGAAUGUCCGAGCGAGGAGUUUGUUGACCCCAUGUGUGAGAAUGAGAAGCUGUCCAGGUACCAGACCAGAGGAUCAGAAAGCCCACCUGCACUAGUGGUCCACAUUGUGCCUGAAGCUGUUUUAGAAAGCAACACCUACAAGGCGUGGAUGGAGAGGUUUGGGCCGACGACAGAACACUUGAUCCUCAAUGAGAACAAUCAGACGGUUCACAAUCUGCGGAGCCACAAGAUCCAGAGUCAGCUGCACCUCAUUCACCCCGAGUGUUAA